GAGCUGUUGUCUGACGUCAUCACCCUGCGUCCUCCUGGGCUGGAUGUUCUAACCAUCGCGGAAGCCGCGGCAGACUUGCUUAAAGUUAUUUGCGGGUGGUAUGGUGUGCGUUAGCCGCGCUCUCUUAGUCAGGCAGUAUGGCAGAUUUAUGGAUGAUCUAAGGAUCUAUGUGAAAGGUGGAACUGGUGGAAUGGGUUAUGCUCGCUUAGGUGGUGCUGGAGGAAAAGGCGGUGAUGUCUGGUUAGUAGCAGAUGAAAAAAUGACCUUGAAGAAAAUGAAAGAUAAAUAUCCAAAAAAGCGGUUUGUAGCAGAAGCAGGAACCAACAGUAGUAUUGCUGCACUGAAAGGUAAUAAAGGAAAAGACUGUGAAGUAAAUGUGCCUCCAGGAAUAAUUGUUACUACAGAGAAUGGGAAAGAACUUGGUAAGCUUGACAAAAUAGGAGAAAGAUUGUUGGUAGCCUGUGGAGGUAUUGGUGGAUGUCCUGUAACAAAUUUCUUGCCCACCAAAGGUCAGAUUCACACGAUACAUCUUGAUCUAAAACUUAUUGCAGAUGUUGGUUUAAUUGGAUUUCCAAAUGCAGGAAAGUCCUCUUUAUUAUCUAAGAUCUCUCAGGCCAGACCUCAAAUUGCAGAUUAUGCUUUCACAACAUUAUCUCCUGAAAUUGGAACUGUGAUGUAUCCUGAUCGCAAGCAGAUAACAGUUGCUGAUCUUCCAGGAUUAAUUGAAGGUGCCCAUGCAAAUAAAGGAAGAGGCCAUAAGUUUUUGAAGCACGUGGAAAGGACUAAACAACUUCUCUUUGUUAUUGAUGUGUCUGGGUUCCAACUUUCUUCUCAUACACCAUUCAGGACAGCAUUUGAAACUAUAAUGUUACUAGCAAAGGAGCUGGAACUGUAUAAAGAAGAACUUCAAACUAAAUCUGCAUUGCUUGCUGUGAAUAAAAUGGAUUUGCCCAAUGCUAAAGAAAAUUUUGAAAAGUUAAUGGAACAAUUACAGAAACCUCAAAAUUAUUUACACUUGCUUCCACAAAAGAUGAUUCCUGAAGUCACUGUCAAAUUCAGAGAAAUUAUUCCUAUAUCUGCACAUACUGGUGAAGGAUCUGAGCAGUUGAUUACAUGCUUAAGAAAAAUAAUAGAUCAAGAAGCUGAAGAAAAGAUUGAAAGUUACCAGAGGGAGCAACUCCAUGCAUUACAUCUCUCAAAAAUAUAGCAACAUUUUUCAGUUAAACUAAUUCAGCAAGUUUUGUAAUUCUGCCUGUAAUUGAAUUCAUGAUUGGUCCUCUUUCUUAAGCAUAAAUAUGUGUAUUUUGUUCUUGUAAAAUAGUAAAAGUAUAUGCAGAUUUCAAAGCUAUGUAUCUCAUGAAAUUUGUAGUAUAAUUUUUAAAACAUAUAAAUAUGUACUUUUA
Molecule: messenger RNA, 1403 nt
Organism: Notechis scutatus (mainland tiger snake)
Lineage: Eukaryota; Metazoa; Chordata; Lepidosauria; Squamata; Elapidae
Gene: GTPBP10
Product: GTP binding protein 10
Cellular component (GO): mitochondrion
Molecular function (GO): GTPase activity; GTP binding; magnesium ion binding
Source: RefSeq, a predicted model, not a curated record